Calidris pugnax (ruff) is the source of this 3084-nucleotide messenger RNA. Its product is annotated as ceramide synthase 4-like. The coding region runs from base 65 to 1273 and encodes 402 amino acids. Gene Ontology annotation, cellular component: membrane. Gene Ontology annotation, molecular function: DNA binding; sphingosine N-acyltransferase activity. Lineage: Eukaryota; Metazoa; Chordata; Aves; Charadriiformes; Scolopacidae. Gene Ontology annotation, biological process: ceramide biosynthetic process. The transcript is spliced from 11 exons. The record is from RefSeq and is a predicted model, not a curated record.
GCGACCACCUGCGCUGAGCAGUCUGAGAUGAGCACUCUCCACAUUCAGCAGAUCGCUCAUUAAAAUGGUCCCAUUGAUGGCACGCUCGCUGAAUGACUGGCUAUGGCAGCAUGAGUUCUGGCUGCCUCCGGGAAUCACCUGGGAGGACAUGGAAGAGUCUGAAGAUGUCCAUUACCCUCAGCCUCAUGAUCUCCUGCUCAGUAUCCCUUUUGCUUUAAUUUUGGUUGUCAUUCGAUGUGCCUUUGAAAGAGCCAUAGCCCUGCCCCUCAGUAGCAAACUGGGUGUGAAAGACAAGCACAGACCAAAAGCUCAGCCCAACCCCAUGCUGGAAACAUUCUACAGUACGUGCUGCAAGAACCCUGAAGAAGGUGAGCUGAUCAGUUUAGCCAAACAGUGUGACCUGCCGGUGAGGAAGGUGGAGAGGUGGUUCCGGCGCCGGAGGAACACAGACCGACCCAGCCUGUCGAAGAAGUUUUGCGAGGCCUGUUGGAGGUUUACAUUUUACUUCAUUUCUUUCUUCACUGGACUUGCUGUCCUGUACGAUAAGCCUUGGCUUUGGGACCAUAGAGAGUGCUGGACAGGAUAUCCACAACAGCCCCUCCAACCCUCCCUAUUCUGGUACUACCUGCUGGAGCUCUCCUUCUACUGGUCACUGGUCUUCACCCUGCCCUUUGAUGUGAAGAGGAAGGACUUCAAGGAGCAAAUAGUCCAUCAUGCUGCAACCAUCUUCCUGAUCAGUUUUUCAUACUGUGCCAAUUACAUCCGCAUUGGGACACUGGUGAUGAUUAUUCAUGAUGCUUCUGAUUGCUUCCUAGAGCCUACUAAGAUAUUCAAUUACAUGAAGUGGAAAAAAACUUGUGACAGCCUCUUUAUGAUCUUCUCAGCUGUUUUCCUCAUCAGCCGCCUGGUCAUUUUCCCUUACACAGUGCUCUAUAACACCUACUAUUACUCCAUGGAGAUAUUCCAACCCUUCUUUGGAUACUACUUCAUGAAUGCUCUUCUGAUAACUCUGCAGCUGCUCCACGUCUUCUGGUCCUGCCUAAUUAUUCACAUGGUCUACAAGUUCAUCCUCCAGGGCACGAUGGAAAAGGACAUGAGAAGCGACACAGAAGAAAGUGACAAGGAUGAAGAGAGAGAAAAGAUUAGUGAAAAGGAGAAAAAUGGGAUCACAUAUUUCAGCAAUGCCACAAGCAACAACUAUAUCCAGAGGAAUGAGUCUGAGCCACUGAACAACAGAAACCAUCUCACCAAUGGCCAUGUCAAGGAAAGAUAGCAACUGCUCACACGCUUCUGAUCUGGUCUUUAAUGAAUCCAGUGCACUGUCUUUAGAAACACUUUUACUCACUAUGUAGAUAAUAUGGAGUGCAAUUGCAGUAUCGUAGCUGAAUUCCUGCUUUCCGUAAACAGAAGUGUUUAUAGCCAGCAAUAUUUGAAGGAAGUUUUGGGUCGUUCUUCAAUAAAAAUUUACUAUAGGUUGUAGCCUUGAAGCAGAUAGAAAGGGAUCAAAGUGGUUUGCCUUUUAUUAGACUGUACCAUAGCUGUUAAUCUUAAAAAUACUUUAAAAAGAAAAAAGGUGGGUAAACUCUGGCAUUUUCAAGUCUUAACCACCUAAUGUUGUUUAGUAGGAGUCUGUUGAGCUUUGAUCAGCCUCUGGAGGCCCUGGCCCAUUGGCACUAAUGAUUAUGGCUAACAAGUGUAAGUCUCUGAAUCUUAGUACGGGGACACCUCUUUUGAGAAGGCAGGUGCCCCAUACACACUCAGAAAAUUAAAACUGAACAUAAAUUAAAACUCAAUAUAGUGGAAUGAAAGCUCUGGAAAGACAUAAGAAAAAACAUUUUCUUCUCAAAGGAAAUGCUGCUCUGUGCCAUAUGACCAGUUUUGAAAUUGUAUGGAUCUCGGGUCCCUGCUGUUGUCAGCGUUAUUGCCACAAAAGUGGGAACUCCAAAGCCCAGAUUGGAGAAAGUACCCACCCAAAUCAUAGUUGGAAGAGCUGGAAAAUCCAGGCAGCUAUGUCUCAACUGUCAGGUAAUCCUUUAAACUUUGGAAGGAAGGGCAGUCAGAAGAAAGGAGGUGACGAGGAACUUGAUAGUUGAGAAGACAACACUGAUUAAGUGCUCAUGUUUUCACCUGGUGUGAUUUACACAGUAGGAAAUGUUUACAGAGUCAGCUUGUGGCAAGAAGAGAAUACAUUUCCCCUGUCUUCAGAGGAAAAAAAGAUCAGAAAAGAUCUGCUGAACCUUAUGGAAUAAUGCUUUAAUGUGGCCUUCUAACUUUAGGGCCUUUGCCUAGAUGUAUAAAGAACAGCAAAUUUAAAGCUGUAGUCCAUGAAGUCGUGAUGCAGUUCUGAUCCAAUUUGUUUAGAUGUCAAAUAUCUUAUGUACUGUGUAGUCUGAGACUUUGGAUUCUGUAAUUCCUUUUAAGAAUGAUGCGAUCAUUAAUUAGUAUGAUGCAAAUUUCUGCUUUAUAGAACAAUUUACCUGUGAAACAAAAGUAUUAACAGAUUCAUUGUAAUGAGUGCACGGACAUAGACUGCCAAGGCCAUGCAGACACUUCCCUAUAUGUGCCCAGUAAGGGCCAGUGCUAACUAGGGGGGGCAUGGACCAAGGAAAUGCCUGAUUUGAGAAGGUCAUGAACAUGUUUAAAAUUAAAAGGCAAGUGACAGCAUAGAUGGCCACGAGGGUUUUCAGCAAUCCACUCAGUUCAUUUGAGAUGUGACUGAGAGAGCUUUAAACUGAGCUUGUAUGUGCUCAUCUUAGGUUUUGGUCAAAAUCUAUUGGAUAAUUUCAGAUGGGGGGUGGGAAAAUGGUUCCAGCAUGGGUGAUUCCAGGGCAGUAACAUGCUCUGGGAGGAGAGCAUCUGUUUCUGCAUUGUCAUUUGAAUUCAUAUUUGCUGAAAAUAAUUUGUCUCUGAAACCUCCAGCUAAUAUGAGGGUCGAAGAGCAUGUACUGUAAUGCUGUCAUGUUUCGUUAAUUUGAGUCUACAAUCUUUCCACUCCUCUGCAGAUGAUGUGUUCAGGAGAGAUGGUUAUAUAUCAUUUUGUAUUAAGGAAUGUAAACGUUCUUUAUAAAUUACUUUUGAAAGGUU